Acanthisitta chloris (rifleman) is the source of this 450-nucleotide messenger RNA. RefSeq names its product eva-1 homolog A (C. elegans) (gene EVA1A). Lineage: Eukaryota; Metazoa; Chordata; Aves; Passeriformes; Acanthisittidae. Bases 34 to 450 code for a protein of 138 amino acids. The record is from RefSeq and is a predicted model, not a curated record. The transcript has 3 exons.
UUGACCCACUGUGCCCCAGAGCCUCACACAGAGAUGGCACUGCUCAGCAACAUCCUGGCAGCCUAUGCCUUCAUCACAGAAAACCCUGAGCGGGCUGCCCUGUAUUUUGUCUCCGGAGUGUGCAUUGGACUUGUGUUGACCCUUCUGGCCCUGGUGCUAAGGGUGUCCUGCCGAACGGACUGCAGACGCUCCUCCUCCAAAAAACCCCCUCGGGAGCGGGAAAGCGACAGCGACAGCAGCGACAGCGAUGAUGAUUCGGACACCACUUCAGACCUGUCUGCCCGCAGGCACCGCAGGUUCGAGAGGACUUUGAACAUGAAUGUCUUCACUUCAGCGGAGGAGCUGGAGCGAGCGCAGCGGCUGGAGGAGCGGGAGCGCAUCAUCCGGGAGAUCUGGAUGAACGGCCAGCCAGACAUCCCAGGGACCAGGAGCCUCAACCGCUACUACUAA